Porites evermanni is the source of this 7899-nucleotide messenger RNA. NCBI's taxonomy places the organism in Eukaryota, Metazoa, Cnidaria, Anthozoa, Scleractinia, Poritidae. The record is from the annotation of a GenBank genome assembly.
CGUGCUCAUUUCCGGCUGGUUUAUGCAACAAGCAGAGAAUAUUACAGCUGUUUUAUGUCAGUAAAUAACAACAAAAUCUGCAGUCGAUUUCAUAAUGCUUAGCUCGAGGAUCUUAACGAGACUGGGCAGCUCUCCUUGUCCGGUAAGUGUAAUCUGUGAUGCAAAUAUGCAAUGCCUGUGAGAGGCUCCUUUAUGACUUCCUCCUUACACUGAUCUAAGCCUGGUUCUCACUUGUCUCACUUUCUAGGGCCAAGAGAGUACUGUCACCAUCGUAUUUUGCAAAUAUAUCAAACAAUUGGUUUAAUCCAUUUACUUCCAGAAUUAAGACCACUUAAUUAUCAUGAUGGAGUCUUAUAAGGUCGUCCUAUUUAUUAUUUUUUAGCAUUUUACCAAGUGAAAUUGGAAUUUUGUUGCACUUUGACUUUGGCUACUUUUGGAAGUGACAGGGUUCAGAGCCCAGUACUAUUGGCCACUCUUGAAGACAGGACAUUAGGGUCUAGUGAACCAUAUAUAAACCUGAGCAUUCAAGUCACAUAUAGCAUAUACAUGUAUGUGUCUUUCCCAUGAAAGCGAAAUUCUAUGAUUGUAGCAUCAAAAACACUUGCUUUCUUUAGUUUGCUUCGUAAGCUUUCCUUGUGCUAUCCCAGCCUCUUGCGUGGGUUCAUUUAUACUGGUAAACUGAGUCAACUCACUCUUAUUGGACACCUCCCUAUAACAGAUACCUACUUUAAUUAGUUGGUCCCAGUCAUUUUUCAGUCAUUUUCUUUGACUGUCUAUACCAUGGACACCUCUGUAAGACUGACCAUUACAGGAAGUACCAAGGGUUACCAUUGCAGAAAAAGCUGACUCAGCUGUUGCUGAAUUAAAUUGCAGGUUUUUCAGCCAACAAGGUUUGCUGCCAGAACAAUGGCAUAUGGCUAUAGCAGGACAAAGAGAAAACAGUUACCUGUUAAUACAGUAAGUAGCAAGUACAAUCAUAUAGACUUGUUCUAAGUUAAAAAUUCCUCUCGGGUUUAAUAAAUCAGUAUAAAUCUGUGAUAAGUCUUUUUUUUUUUCAUUUUGAGAAGAGAGGUGGGGAAAUGCCCGAAACAGUGUACAUUUUUUACACAUGCCAACACCCCUCUCCCCACUGUCUCUUUGAAUAAAUUAACACCUGGUUAACCUGUUAUUAAAUCAUGCUAUAAAUAAAAUUAUGCCUUUUAAAUGCAUGUACCUGGUACCUGGUAAGUAACUGUAUCAUUUACCUGAUAGAAAAAUUACCUGUUGGAAAAGAAUCAAUUUUUAAACUAAUAUCUUUUAUUUUAGGUGAUAAAAUUUGUUCCUCAACAAGAGGCUUGGGUUAUUGAAAGGUUUGGUAAAUUUAACAGAAUUUUAGAACCAGUAAGUUGCAUGUACAGAUUCUCAAAUAAUAAUAAUAUUGUUAUAUUGUAGUUCUAUUUUUUGGAAGUGUGUACGCACUGUACCUGUUGUACCCUUUAAACUCAAAGGCAGCGACAUAUUGUGAAUAUGUUAUUUCUUCUUGUUAUUAAUUGUGGGCGAAUUAUAUCCUCAGAGGAAAAAUUCAAUCAAAGUUUACACAAAGGAUGAGCGAGCUCCCCACCCUGGCUCCAGUUCAACAUUUUGAAUUCCCUGCUUCUUAUAUACUGGGCAGAAUUUCAUUUUUCAGGGCCAGGAGACUGUACCUCACAAAAUGUGCUUGAUUAAAAUUGACCCCACAAAAAGAAAACUGUAAAAUACCAAACAAUUUUCUUUUUCUCCUGAUUCUCAUAUGAUCCAGGUCACUGCAGCUCCAGUAGUGAUAGAUGUGUUCAGUCAUUCUGUUAAUGAAGUGUGAUUUAUAAGUUAAUGAAAAAUCCAUGAAUAUAUUGCACGUAUACAAGUAGCAGUACAUUUAGAAGAUAGAGAACUUUCACUUGGUAAACAUCAAUGUAAAUUAAUAGAGGAAUAAUAGGAAUAAAUAUUAGUAUCAUAAAGUAUUAUUAUAAUAUAUAAAUGUAUCCCAGUUAAUAUUAUUUUACUCUUUUCAUCGCCAGGGGCUAGCUAUUCUCUUACCUAUUAUUGAUGACAUCAAGUAUGUACAAAGUUUAAAGGAGGUAGCCAUUGAAAUUCCUUCGCAAUCUGCCAUCACACUUGGUAGGAAUUUAUAGGAAUUUAUAUCAAUUUUGCACUUUUUAUCUCUUCUUUUUUUCACAUGCACAGUUUAAUAAAGUAAAUUUAGUUCAGCAGCAUUUCUAGGAGAGUACCACGCCCAGUUCUGGUGGACGAGCUGAAGCUUUGGGCGGGGGCUUACAUGUACUUCCUGGCACUGUUACUGUUGAGCCAGGUCAAGCAUAUCCCCCAAGAUCCCACUCAUGAAUUUAUUAUUCGAAAGUAGAAUCUGUUGGUAGUUGUAGAUUCAUCCCUACAUUCUUGCAUGCGUAAUGAGCUGUGAAUUCACACAGGAAGCAGUUACUAAAUUCUACCUGCUCAGUUUCCCUGAAUUUGAUGUAAGUGUCUUCUUACUUUACUUCACUUAAAUAGUUUGCCAAUAGAAAGGAUUAUAAGUAUUGACAGGAAAACCCAAAAGAAGAAACUAGUUCCCUCACUGAAGGGUCACGUAAGACUCACUAUAAAUAAAAAUUAAAACAGCUAAAAAAAUUCUAAAUACCUAAACAAGUGGUAAUUAUGUAAAAUUAUUAAAAUUAUGUAAAUUUAUCAUAAAAUUAUUAAAAUUAAAUUAAAUUAAAUUAUUAUUAUUUUGUGAGAAAUUUAAUCCAUUCAAAGAUUUUCAAUCUGACCAAAUACAGACAAGUUCUCAUAAAAUAUUCACUUUUUAUCACGCAUACAGGAAUGCCGAUUUGAAUUUGACACUGGUUACAGGAACAACUAAUUUUUCAAGUGAUCAAUAAUAUUCAUUAAAAGAAUAUUGUAGGGGUACGCUUGACCUGCCUUCCCGUAAAAAAAUACUUUUGUUGUUCAAAACAGGAGAAAGAUACAGUGAAUACUGUUAGAUGGAUCUUGUUGAACAGCACUAUGCACCACUUGGCGCAAAGGUCAAUGAUGAUGAUGAUGAAUUUUAUCCAUACCACCUACAAUGUAUGCUAUAUAAUACUUACAUUUUUCUUUUUCUAUUUUAAUAGAUAAUGUUACUCUUCACCUUGAUGGAGUAUUGUACUUGAGAGUGACUGAUCCAUUCAAGGUUUGUUUUUUUUCUGUCUGAGGCAAACUUGUUACAUAGGCCAUCAACUCUAACAUGUUUCUCAUAGUAAGUAUUAAAACAGUGCGGUCUUUGAGGCAAAACACAUGAAAAUCCAAAAUAUUAUUUAAUAUAACUAUAAUAAUUAAUACAGAAAAUUCCUUUAACAUGUUUUAAAUGGUUCUUAUCAUUUAUUAAGGUUAAGUAGUCCAGGAAAUACCUGUCCUUUUAGUGGUAAACUAUACCUGUAGACUGAAGGGUUUAACAUUAACGUCUUACGUACACGUAACAAUGUAACAAGAUACCGGACUUGAAUUGCCACUUGGUAGUACGUGUGUCCUGGCAGCUUAAUGCAGCAAGCAGCAUCUUUACUCAUAUACUGUUUGUGGACUUUUUCAGCUGCAAAACCUAAACAGUUUGCCCCUUUCUUGAUGCAUUCUUUAAUAAUGCGACAAGACGAAGCAAACAGACAUUUAACCAACAGAAUUUAAUGAUCAACAUUAUCUAAUGUGAUUUGUCCCCAUGGUUUGUUGACUUCUGCAUUACCACUGUCAUUAUGUAGGCGUCAUAUGGAGUUGAAGAUCCAGAGUUUGCAGUCACUCAGUUGGCACAGACAACCAUGAGGUCCGAGCUGGGUGAGUGAAGUAUAACUCUGCAACCAUCACAUAACCAUCAUAGUUUGAUCCUGACCUAUGUUUGUAGUGGUGUACAAUGUUUCUGCAAACUGUGCGAAUACACAAGACUCGUUUUGCUAAUCACAGGAUUUAGUAGUGUUCUCCAACAGUAGAACAGUCAAAAUCCAUACAACAGAACCUCAAUUUCCACACCAAUUUAUUAUUUUACUGCUUAAUUUUGCUUAACUGAGACCACGAGGUUUACACAAAAGUCUGAUUGUCAAAUUAAGUUGGCCCGCAAUACAGACUUUCUUGUGGUGUUGCUGCUCAUGUCUUGUCGCCAGUUGGUUCUCAUUUAAGCUCUCCCUAGUGACACCAUGUUUUUUGUGAAGAUGACUGGGGACUGUAGAAUAUUAAUUUAUUGUUUGCUUUCCUUACAGGAAAGAUCAGCUUGGACAAUGUAUUUCAAGAACGAGAAAGAUUAAACCACAACAUUGUAGGUGAGAGCAUGGAAGUCUACCAUGUCCUAACUAAAAAAAACCUUGAGAAAGUUUAAUAGUCAAAAAAAGAAAAGCAUUUUUUAUCUUCAUUUUUUUUUUUUUUUACUUUCUAAGAGUAUGGCAACAACAUAAGUAAACGUUAAGCAAAUUUAUAGUUUUGAUAUCAUUAAUAUUUUUACUUUUAGUUUACUAACUGUCCAGCAUUAUAAAGUGUUAAUUAAUAUGUGCAAUAGUAUCAGAUGUAACUUAAUGUUUAGAGUAGACCAUGGUAUUUUUUAAGGGAUUUGCAAUAUCAAACUGUUUUAAAAUUGUACAAUACUUUAAUUUGGGUUAAAUUUGUCAGAGUUUCACAAACUUUGUUUAACAAAUUUUCAUCACUUUAGUACUGUUUGUGUACUUUUUUAGAUUAUACCGGAUGCUAAUCAAUCUUUUCCUUACAGAGGCCAUAAACCAUGCAGCAGAAGUCUGGGGGAUAAGUUGUUUGAGAUAUGAAAUUAGUAAGUUAUAGUUUAAACUGACUUAAAUGUACACUGUUUUGAUAACUGCGUGUUGGUGACCUACGUGAUUUCUGGUCUCUAUCCCAACAUAGAGCAUAUUUGAAACAUUUCAGAAAUUUGGGAAAAGUCUUGAAGAUGUACACUCUGAUAUUGCGUUGCCGCAUCAAUGUCUAAAAUUCCUUUUGGUAUUUCAUUGAAUGCCUAUCUUGCAAGUAGGCUCCUUUUGGGGUCUUGUAGAAGAUUGUGUUUGCUUUUCACACAAGCAAGUUGUUUUUCAGCUCGAAGUGCACUUCAGCUCGCCUGAUGUUCGCAUAAAAUGCCACAAUGGGAGAGCUUACUCAAAUACUGCGAAUCUCAUGCAAAUACUAAUUACAAGUCAACAACUGUCGUGUCAUUUUCUUGCAGGGGAUAUUCAGCUGCCUAACACAGUAGUAGAAGCCAUGCAAAUGCAGGUAAACUUGUGCAGCAGUCACUCUCUCUGUGUUUUUUCAGUGGUUGAACGUGAUCCUUCAUAACUAGCAUUUUUUCUUGUUCUAGGUGGAAGCUGAAAGAAAAAAGAGAGCCGCUAUACUACAGUCAGAAGGUGAGUUUCUGAUGACAUGAUCUUACCAUGUACUUCUAGGUUUUACAUUUGGUGGACUGAACCUAAAAAAAUGCGAGAUUUUGAAGCCAUCACAAAGAUACUAAAUUGCAGAUCACAGCAUUCUGAAAACCUUUUCAUAAUUUAUUCACAUUACGCAGGUGAAAGGGAAGCUGCCAUCAACGUAGCAGAAGGAAAGAAACAGAGUCAAAUUUUAGCCUCGGAAGCCAGAAAGAUGGAGCAAAUCAAUCUUGCAACUGGUAAACAACAAUGUUUUUAUCGUUUGAUCUUUAUGAGAAAAUUACAAGAAUUUCUGCUGAAAUGGCAUGUACGUAUCUCUUAAGUUGCUUUUGUUGAAUGGAUGUUCAACAACACAGUGAUUUGACAUGUUUUUACAAUUUUAGGUGAAGCAAAUGCCAUUAUUGCGAAAGCCAAAGCACGUGCUGAGGGAAUUCAGCGAGUUUCUCUUUCUUUGCAAGAAAAGGUGUUUAUCAUCAUUUAUUUACAUUGUAUAAAGCUUGCUAUCCGUUUAUCAUUUAUUUAUUUAUUUAUUUAUUUAUUUAUCGUGGACUUCAAUCAGCCCCAGCUCAGUUCUUCAAGAGGUUGGCUUGUAUCCUUGCUCACCUAUUUCUCGUAGGAAGAAUUAUUACGUUAAUUGAUAAAACCCUUUCGAGUUUUUUCGAACCUGCUUGUUGGAUGAGUAGUUAUUCCGUAAGAAAUUUGAAUUCAAAUUAUUGAUCAGGAUGAGAUAGUUUCCAAAACCUGUCUUGGUAAUUGUUAUCCAGUGAUGGAUUGUUAAGUAGAAAGCAUAGUGCUAUGGUUAACUAUUUUUCUUGUGAUUUUAGUUAGGAGAGAGGGCAGCCAGUCUCAAUGUUGCUGAACUAUACGUGACUGCAUUCUCCAAUUUGGCCAAGACUAAUAACACCGUGGUUCUGCCAGCAAAUGUAGGAGACCCGGCUUCUAUGGUAGCGCAGGUAAGCUGCAAGAGAUAAUUAAAUCGGGAAAGUAAAGGAGAAGGUUGACUUCAUUUGCAAAAGAAAAAAUCUGCCUCACUACUCAUACAACAAGACUUUGGAAUUGCCUCAUUAAUCCGGGCAAGUUCCUUACUGUCUGAACAGAAAGGGCGGGUAAUAAAUUAUUCUGGCUUAAUUACCACCUCUCUCCCUUGUCUAAACUUGGAAUUUGAUCACUUAGGGCACCGGACCAUAGCCGGACCAGUUCUGACAAAUAGAAAGCGCCCUUAGCGCCCUCGCCAUAAGUCUUGAAAUCGUCUUCUUUUCACGUCCGUGAGGUCGUUUCCUAUCUCUUAACCAUACUUUACAUGCAAGUAUUUCUAAGGUAAUUCCUCCCUUCAGAGCAUUCAUAAAUAUAAACUUACACACUUCGUUUCAUUUCAUGCCAAUCCUGCAAGAACUAGGUAUCAGAGACUCGAACAACAGCUUAAAACAUGCAUAGAAUUCUAAGAAUAUUCAUUAACUUGUUGGUCAUAAUGCCAGAACUGGCGCACAUAGCAGCUGUGAUCUUAAUAUUUUAUAAUAACAAACUGUGUCUUUUUUGUACCAUGUUGGUAAAUUAUCAGCUGCAAUAUUAACGGUGUGUCGCUAUCUCGGUGUGUUCUUUCAUAACGUAACGAGACGAAACACACCCACAUGCAGUGUGACUGAGAAAAAGUCUUUCCCCUUUUAUAUCGUUGUUUUUAGCGAUGAUUGUUUUUUUCUAAGCUUAAACACAGUCAAGGCAGCACCAGACACACGCCCUUAGUGUGCGGUUCAUAAAAAGAGGCGUCCGCCAUCCUGUGCCAGAGGAGACGAUGGCCAAAUUUUACUUGCUAGAACUGCACGACCAGCGCUUAUAAGAACGUGCGUAAACGAUCUGCGUAAACUAAUCAACAAUCUUGUUCCCAGGGUUUCUUUUCUUCAUCAGUCCCAGGGACCCUAGAAACGAGUUUGACUGAAGUCAAUAUAUGUUAUCCGUGUUUUGACUAGGAAAAACCAUCUCGUUACAAUCAUAAACGAGGACUUUGGAAAAAGCAUAAGGGUGAAAUCAAAAGUUCUUCUCUGUUAUUGCGUGUUGAAAUUACUUUAUCAAUGUUUGCUUUAAUUCGUGUGUAUUGUUUUGUCAGUUAAAGGUUAUGGCAAAAGUUUUAGGAAAACACGUUUCAACGACUUAUUAUACUCGAUGCACCCGUGGUUUGUUUUGGACUCAAUUCUCUGUAUUACUUCCAGGCUAUGGCAGUAUAUGGACAACUAACUGGGAAACCUUAUAAUGACCCUCCCACCCCACCCUCCGGAUUACCGGGUGGUACGCCAGAGCACACAGGACCGAGUGAUGAUGGUAGUGUAGAGAGCUCGACAAAACCCAAAACAUCUGUCUCGUCAACACAAGCAUUUAGAGAAGUAGAAGGUUCAAAAGACUCGCAAAUGAAAUGGAGCCCACCUGGCGCCGCGGGUUUCAGAAAACCAGGAAGCCCAACUACAGCACACUUUACUGCCGCUACGUCACCAACGAGAUCACGUGACUUCUCUUGAUUUAG